This is a messenger RNA of Camelus dromedarius (Arabian camel), 948 nucleotides long. Its product is annotated as olfactory receptor 51G1. Gene Ontology annotation, cellular component: plasma membrane. Bases 1 to 948 code for a protein of 315 amino acids. Gene Ontology annotation, molecular function: G protein-coupled receptor activity; olfactory receptor activity. NCBI's taxonomy places the organism in Eukaryota, Metazoa, Chordata, Mammalia, Artiodactyla, Camelidae. The transcript has a single exon. Gene Ontology annotation, biological process: G protein-coupled receptor signaling pathway. The record is from RefSeq and is a predicted model, not a curated record.
AUGGCCACUGCUACCAACAACAAUGCCAGCAGCUUCUUCUUCAUACUGAUGGAUCUCUCAGGACUGGAGGCUGCUCAUGGCUGGACAGCUAUUCCUAUCUGCUCCAUCUAUGGUCUCUCUUUGCUGGGCAACAUCACCAUCAUGCACGUUGUCAAGUCUGUGCCCAGUCUCCACACCCGCAUGUACCUCUUCCUCUCCAUGCUCUCAAUGGCUGACUUGGGCCUCUCAGCUUCUACACUGCCAUCCAUGGCAGCUGUCUUUCUCCUAGGCCAGAGGAAGGUAGGAGCUGCAACCUGCUUUAUGCAACUCUUCUUCAUCCACACGUUCUCAGUCAUUGAAUCAUCAGUGCUAUUGGCCAUGGCUUUUGACCGCUGGGUGGCUAUCCGAGAGCCCUUAUGCUAUGCCACCAUUCUCACAACCAAGUGCAUCAGGGCCAUUGGGCUGGCCACUGUGACCCGCAGUGCUGCCCUUCACCUGCCCCUGCCUGUACUCCUCAGAAGACUGCAAUGCCAGCCUGUGAAUCUUCUGUCUCAUUCUUACUGUGUUCAUCCUGAUGUUCUAAGGCUGGCCAGUUCCAGCACUCGUGUGAACAGUGCCUUUGGACUCUUCAUUAUGCUCUCCACGUUGGGGAUGGAUGCUAUACUCAUUCUCCUCUCCUAUGUGCUAAUUCUGAAGACAGUAUUGAAUAUUGCUUCCAAAGCUGAGCGGCUCAAAUCCUUCAACACUUGCAUUUCCCACAUUUGUGCCGUACUAUUAUUUUAUACCCCACUAGUCAGCUUGUCCAUGAUCCAUCGCUUUGGGAAAAAGAAGCUGCCAGCUCAGCUAUACAUGCUUCUCUCCUAUCUGCACUUUCUUGUACCUCCAAUGCUCAACCCAAUUGUCUACAGUGUCAAAACCAAAGAGAUUCGAAUUCGCAUUCUGAAGAUACUCCACCCUCAAAAGCUCUGA